Messenger RNA from Electrophorus electricus (electric eel), 3460 nucleotides. RefSeq names its product tribbles pseudokinase 3 (gene trib3). Gene Ontology annotation, molecular function: ATP binding; protein kinase activity; mitogen-activated protein kinase kinase binding. The record is from RefSeq and is a predicted model, not a curated record. Gene Ontology annotation, biological process: positive regulation of proteasomal ubiquitin-dependent protein catabolic process; protein phosphorylation; regulation of MAP kinase activity. Lineage: Eukaryota; Metazoa; Chordata; Actinopteri; Gymnotiformes; Gymnotidae. Gene Ontology annotation, cellular component: nucleus.
CAAAAGCAUAAUAGGAGUAGCUACCCAAACUGAGAGCUCACAGUCGGACGCUCAGGCGGAGGGACCACGGCUGGUUUCAGACCUCAUUUAUAAAGGCGUCCGUGAUCAAUUUCGAAGGAAUAGUCAACCGAAAAAAACGAAGCAAAAGACAACAACAACAACAACAACAACAACAAAAAACACCUAAGGGCUAUUUCUAAUCUCUGUGCUGCCGCCGACACGUCUUCGGGUUUUAGUAACUUUUCAGGACUUAUUUUUUUUUCUUUCGUCCAAACGUUAAUUCAAGAUAUUGAGUUAACUGGAAUACCGGACUGACUCCGUGUGACAAGUUUGAGGGAAAAAAAAAUUUACUUUAUUUGACCACCGAAGACUACAUACUGUGGAAACCGAGAAAAGCAACGCAACAUUGUUCAUCCAGCGGGAAUAAGGAACAAAGACUGCCGUGCCAACGACAGACGCGCUCACCGGCGUCUCCACCGGACUGACUGAUAGUUUAUGUGAUUAAGAGUUGACGAGAAGAAACCGAAGACUUCUGCGACGAACAAAAUCCGGCGGUCCAUUUUAUUUAUUUUUGCAGUUGUUUCGGAUACUUUGUACUUUGUAGAAACACAGUUCAGCCUAAACCAACUACUGACAAGUCAAGAAAAGGCGCUUCAAGUUGACUCGUGGCAAUUUAUCAGCCCGAGUUUCCGAGCUAGCUGCUGUACAUGCCAUAAAUCCAGUAUAAUUUUUUGUCGAGGUUUAGUGCUUCUUCACAAUUGGAAAAUGUAUUGAGACAAACCGCUAAGUCGCCCACAACUCGUACGACUGGAGUUCCUAAACCAUUGUUCUGUUUUGGAGAGGAGCAAGUCCUUUGUCUGCCAGCGAGAUGAGUGUGAACCUCUCAACGCCCACUCUUCCUCUGAGCUUGAAACGAGUGGACUGCGAAGACUCCCACAGCACGGAUGUGCCGAAAUGCAAGCGACGCAGGCUGAGUCAGCCCCCCUCCCCUGGUCUGGCCCCCUGCCUGCGGCCUCUGAGCCACAGCGUGGAGCAUGCGGGCCCAGAAAGCCACCCUGUCUCCUCCAUUGGACCCUAUAUUCUACUGGAGGCCACAGAAGGCACUCAGACAUACAGGGCUGUUCACCGUGCUACAGAGCAGGUCUACACCUGUAAGGUGUUUUCCAUGAGGAAGUACCAUGAGCUCAUCGCCCCGUACACCCGUGUGCUGCCCCACGACAACAUCUGUAAGAUAUCGGAGGUGAUUAUGGGGGAGCGAAAUGUGUACCUCUUCUUCGAGCAUAGCUAUGGUGACAUGCACUCGUACGUGCGCACAUGCAAGCGGCUGCAGGAGGACGAGGCCGUGCGGCUCUUCGGCCAGAUGGCGGCAGCGGUCGCACACUGUCAUGAGAACGGCGUCGUUCUUAGAGACCUCAAGCUUCGUAAAUUCGUCUUUGCUGACGCGCAGAGGACGAAGCUGGUCUUGCAGAACCUGGAGGACUCGUGUCUCCUGAACGGAGCAGACGACUCUCUCACAGACAAGCAUGGCUGCCCGGCCUACGUCGGUCCGGAGAUCCUCAACUCCCGCCACUCUUACUCAGGGAAGGCUGCGGACGUGUGGAGCCUGGGGGUGGUGCUUUACACCAUGCUGGUGGGACGCUACCCUUUCCAGGACGUAGAGCCUGCAGCUCUGUUCAGCAAAAUCCGCAGGGGGGCCUUCACCAUUCCCGAGAGCCUCUCCCCCAGGGCUAAGUCUCUCGUGUGCUGCAUGUUGAGGAAGUCACCCUCUGAGAGGCUGGAGGCGCCAGACAUCCUGCUGCACCCUUGGCUGCUCUGCAGGGGAGAAGGUGUGGCUAGCCAGCAGCUCACCUCCAGACAUUGUGCAGACCAGGUAGUCCCAGACUUUGAAGAGAGCAAGGACAGAGACUGUUACUGAAGCCAGCGGAGCAGCAGAGUGAGUGUUCUCCUCCCUGCUCGCCUGCCAGCUUCUGCUAGCGUAGUAGGGUAUGCCGUGGUUCGCUUCAGAGGGUGCACGGUGGUCAUGCACAGGGCAGGGCUCAAUACAGCCCAGAUACCACAAAAAAAGGUGAACAGCAUGGCUGUUUGUCAUCAGGCAAAGAAUCUGAGAGGUUUGAGUCAGGCAGCUGGACUUUGUGGUCACUGCAAACGUUUAAGGCCACACUGGUUUGAUAACCUUAUCACACCUGGGAUCUACCUACCUGUGCACUUCUAAAGGAUAUGAAAAGGGCUGUGAAAAGGUGAAUGGCUCAAGUCGUGCGUUGGCCGCUUGAAGGAUUCAGUCACAAGCAGUUUAAUUGUCCAAAGCACAACUGGUCCUUCAUCAAAACAUCAAACUUGUUUCGUUCAGCAGUAUUGUGAUAUCUAUGUAUAUAUUUCUUACAGUGUACAUUUAAGCUGUUGGAAAGACCUCUACCUUGAAUCCUGGGAUACUUGAUGCACAGUAUGUGCCUUUUUGUAUGUACUGUUUACAUAAUUUGCAGUGGAAAAUACGGUUGACUAUUUAAAGUGCCUUUUUCACUAGUACAGUUGAUGUUAUGUUGGGUUUUUUCAAGUAACCUACCAAAGAUUUUAAGUUUCUUCACUUCUCAUUGUUUAUUGUGUGACUCCCUCAUAGGUUAGUUGAAGUGCUUAUGUUGGUUUUCCCAUGUGAAGAGCUAAAGUCUGAUGGUCUAUAUCAUUUGGACACAUACCUGUUUUCAUGAGAUAAAUCCUAGUGUUGAUUCACUCAGAGAACAUGGCAGAACAUGGAGAACUCUAUUCCUAUAUCUGUAGACCAGGAGCUGUACGUAAAGUCCAGCUACAAUUCUGCGUAACCUUUCAGGAUAACAUGUCCUCAGUGCCAGGGUUUUUUAUUGUUCUCUGAGGAACCUGUGAUGUCAUUGUAGGCAUGGUGACUUGGGUCAUGGAUAAGUUAAAAAAAACAAACAAAACAAACAAACAAAAAAAAAACAAAAAAAAAAGAAGAAAAAAAAAAUAGAAACCAAAUGACCUACGGCAUGAGUGCUGUCUGUUGUGUACAUGUUGUGGGUGGACUUAGUUAGACCCUGAAGAAUAUGGAGCGGUAGGUGACUGGCACCGCGGUAAGAUUCCAUGUAAUGGUAAAGUGGUGUGUCUAACACGUUUGGCAAACAAAGGCAUUACAUUAGUUGCCAGUAGUGAUGCCUGCAUGCAAUGCUUUGACUCUUGUUUGUCAAACUACUUUGUGUUAUUUGUAAAUAUGUUUUUGUUACCAUGACAUAAAAAGAACACUACAGUUUUCUCAGUUCAAAGGAUUUAAUUUUUUAUGUUUUGUUGUUGCCAGUACAAAUAAACAAAAGUUCAAAUAAUGCCUGUUUUUAUGAAUGUGCUGAUGGGUUUUGUCUCAUCUCAACUAACUCUUUAAAAUAAAAUGCAUACAAGCUUGUUGUCUCUUAAGCUGCCUAAAAGAGUCAUUUAAUAAACAGAAUUAGGCUAAAAUGUU